Suillus plorans is the source of this 1489-nucleotide messenger RNA. RefSeq names its product UbiA prenyltransferase family-domain-containing protein. The transcript is spliced from 5 exons. The record is from RefSeq and is a predicted model, not a curated record. The coding region runs from base 315 to 1322 and encodes 335 amino acids. Gene Ontology annotation, cellular component: membrane. NCBI's taxonomy places the organism in Eukaryota, Fungi, Basidiomycota, Agaricomycetes, Boletales, Suillaceae. Gene Ontology annotation, molecular function: transferase activity, transferring alkyl or aryl (other than methyl) groups.
AUGCAGAUGUCCAAUCGACGACGAUAGACUCGGAACUUCACGCAGUGUUACCUGUUAUGGUUAGAGCAGAUACUUCUGUAUCAUCACAUGAGCCCAAAACCAGGUAUUUUGUUACAUGACCCAUGUAACCUUUUUGCUCGUUGGCUACAACUCGGACACGCGAAGACCCGAAAAUUCGGAGUAUGUCAUCCUCCACUGGCAAAUGCUGUGGAAGAAACAGAACUUAGUCAACUUUUAGUAAUUCAGCGCUUGUCGGUUUGUCAUCUCGGCACACAUCGAUUAAUGUUCUUCCAGUUUCAAUCGAACACCAUCCCAUGGCUCCGUGCUGUGCGUCUCCUCCUGGGCCCACCUAUCCGAAUUUCGUUUGUGGUGCUGCUUUACCGAGUCUAGCUGUUUUUUUCAAACUAUAUAAUAAUGCUGGACUGCAAAAAGACUCCAAAUUACUCAUGUCCCACUUCGCAGCAAUAACUUUGCACCGUGCUCUGCGUCACUUCGAGACUGCUUGGCUUUUCACGAGAUCUGACUUCAAGACAACAAUUUUCCCUGUGAUGAUAUUUGUAAUUGUUGUAUCUCCUCGCCACAACAUGCUAGCUCUAUUUUACGCUCUCUGCUGGCUCUGGUUCCAUGUCUUUCAAUUCAAUGUGUCUAACCAAUCAUAUUCUGUCCAUGAAGAUCUCUUGAACAAACCAUGGCGUCCUGUACCAUCCGGGCGUAUCAGCGCCAAGGAUUCUCGUGCAUUACGCUGGGCACUCGUGGUGUUCUGCUUGGGCCUUUCAUCCCUUUUCGGCUUAAAUGUCGUUAUAACCAGUGGUUUUUGGACCGUGCUCGUAGUUAUUUACGACGAUUUUCUUCUCAGUCUCCAUCCCAUUUCCAAGAAUUUAUGCAAUGCGGGAGGUUAUGUGACACUUGAACUUGGUUCUUUGUUGAUUCUGUCAAGGGAAUCUUCGCUCGACGGAACGAGCAUAAAAGCACUUUCCUGCAGCGCGCUUGUCAUACUUCUGACAAUCCAUGCGCAGGAUUUUGCCGACGUCAAUGGUGAUGCCAAGUUAGGACGACGAACUCUGCCCAUCAUAGCGCCGGAGGGAUCUCGUAUCUAUAUGCUUUGUACACUCCCGCUAUUUUCUUUUGUGCUUGCCUCAGUUUGGAGUUUGGGGCCUCUUUCCAGUCUUCUUUUUGUUUCUAUGGGUUCUUGGGUCGGCAUUUGCUACUAUCUCUUUCGCGACGAGAUUCGCGACCAGUCAAACUAUCGCCUGUACAAUAUAUGGUUAAUAGGUGUCCAUCUUUUGCCAGCUACUGUGCGUUUUCACGCAUUAGCAUGGUAGUGACUCAUUGCGUCACGACCAUGGCGGGGGAAGCAUUCUACAUGGAUUUCCCCACAAAACUGACAUUUGACUGCGUCCAGUCAUGAGAGGAAACGUCCUACCUGAUAUGUUACUUGCUAGUAUGAUAUAUGUGCACCAAAUUUAGGCCCAUCCGUUUUAUAUGUAUG